UCAAAAUUUAAUGAUUAAAUUUGAUUAAUUUGAAACAGAAUUACUUUUAAGUAUUUAAAAAUUUUUCAGCAUUAUGUUUCAAUAUUUCGAUAUUACAUUUUUGGACAUAAUAAAAUCCCAUAAAUUUUAAAGUGCGUCACCAAUGUUUUAAAUAUUGGAAACAUUGUUUUUAACCUUCUAGUUGUACUCCUUUAAUUUUUAAUACAUACGAAUUACUUUUCAAUCCGUGAGUACUACAUUUUAACUUUAAUGUAUUACUAUAACUCGCUGAGCGCGUUAGUCUCCUAUAUACUUAUGUAUAUUGCUUACAUUUCCAUGUAUUGCAUUUAAAUAUUCAAGUAUUGUUUUUAAACCUUUUAAUACUUAGUUCUACCCCUGUAGUAUUGCUUUCAAAUAUUGUCGGAUUACUUUUUAACCCAUGAGCAUUAAAUUUUAAUUUUUUGGUAUUACUUUUCAAACCAAAAGAUAUUAUUUUAUCGCCCUGUUGCUGUUAGUUUGUUUGCGUGCGUCACCGUCGUCGGCAGUCAUGGAAUUUAUGUUAGACAAUUUACUCGGAGUGAUAAUAAAAGUUAAAAAUUUGGAAAAUAAUACCAUAAAAUACAAAAAAAUUAAAAACCUGAGUAGUAAAAGUGACUCAGUAAUAUGUUAUGAGGAUAUUAUUCUUUCAAUUUUGGAAGGCGAGGAUAUUGAAGCGGACUUUGUUUUGAGAGAUCGGGACUACGACGAGAUUCCACUUAACAUUCUAAGUGAAAUAGUGAGGCAGUAUUCGAAUUGUGCCUGCUUUUGUGUAAAGAUUUGUCCCGUUAUCCAAAAGGUGGUUGAUUCUGUCGGAGACUUGAGAAAGCAGGACGCAGCUGGAGGCAGCAGUGUUGUUAUAUACAAGGAAGGCUUGGAAUCCUAUAUAAGAGCGAGGCAAUCGGCAUUUAUAUUAGAAGAAUACUCCCGUAGCAACAGCCUCAAGGAUUCUUCUCGAAGGACGUUAGUCACAUUAGGAACCGAAUACUUACGGUCAAUGUGUGGAAAUUAUCCUUCCAAAGAGGCGAAACUUGCUUGUGCAAAAGCAAUCAUUGCAAUCUUUCCGUGCUACAGAAUUGAAGAUAGCAAAAUUGGAGGCUGUGUAAGUACAUCUUUUUUUAUGUGUACAUUUAUGUAUUAUUUACACGUUAUCUCAGAUAAUGGACAGCCUUAAAACUAAGGAAUUCUACUCUGCUGACUAUGUUGAGUUUGUUCACUUUAAAAUUAAUUGUUUUCUUUAUCUUGAACCACAAAUGUAUGUAUAUAAAAAUUGAAAAAAUUUUCAAAAUUGAAAACAAUGCUUACUUCUUAUGCUUAAAAUAUAAAAAACAAAGUUUUGAAAAUCUAGUUAAUAUGUUCACUGUCAUUAAGACAAACGAUAAAAUUUGCUUAAAGUAUGAUGAUAUUGUUUUUAAGAAACCAUUCGAGUGUUACGAAAUAAAUAACAAAAUGUUCAUAUUGCAACCUUAUUUUUAUUAAUGCCUUUAUGUAUUUUUUUUUCUAUAAUUUUAAAAAUGUUUUUAAAAUAGUUUAAGUCUUCAUAAAAAAUAAAAUGUUUUUUCUAAUCUCAA
Messenger RNA from Eupeodes corollae, 1586 nucleotides. RefSeq lists its product as uncharacterized. The transcript has 3 exons. The coding region runs from base 527 to 1189 and encodes 220 amino acids. The record is from RefSeq and is a predicted model, not a curated record. NCBI's taxonomy places the organism in Eukaryota, Metazoa, Arthropoda, Insecta, Diptera, Syrphidae.